This is a messenger RNA of Effrenium voratum, 3396 nucleotides long. The record is from the annotation of a GenBank genome assembly. NCBI's taxonomy places the organism in Eukaryota, Dinophyceae, Suessiales, Symbiodiniaceae.
AUGCCCAGUGAUCGGCAAGAUGAGGCAAACCAGUCGGAAACAUGGGCACGUGUCUAUGAUGAGCUAAGAUCACAGCAGUCGCUGGCCUCUGUUAUCAAUGACCCAUUUCGGGGGAGCAGGCUGUUGCGAGGACAGUGGGAUGGUCUUGGCGAAUUCGUAGGUACUGUGUGGGAGAGCGUGGAAGAGCUGAAUGAUCAAAGAGAAACAGAAGGCAUAGAUCCAGCUGUUCUGGCUCGCAUUGAUGCAUUGAUAGGUCCCGUUCCUGAGGCAUCAGAGUUGCAGCCCUACCUGGACACGUUUGCUGACGUGUGGGAUGUGUAUCACAGGAAUCAUCGCAGGAAAUCCCGAUGGCCAAAUGCUUCUGCUCGUGAAGUCGCGAGCAGUUCGCGCGGGCCUCCCGAGGAUGAUGAUUUGGUGGCAGCUCGGGAGGCUCACUUUGCGGUGCCGCCUGAGUACUUCUCCACCAGCUUUUCAUUGGAACAACACCCGAUUUUCAGACAGUCGCUAGAAACCGCGGUAGAUCGGCAAGAGGAUCUUCAUGCAGAACUCUCUGGGUAUAUGGAUAUGGUGGAGGUGUCACUGUUUGAGCAUAUCAGAAAAGCGCAGCAAGACCGCUUGUUUGAUUCGCUUGCAUCGCUCGGGGAGCCAUUGCAACAAGAUUUGUCUGGUGCUCUGGCUGUAGUCCGCACCUUGCGGGGGCACUUGAAAGAGGUGCAGAAGCUGCAGUUGCAUUGUGGCUUGGCUGUCGGCCGGCUGGAACGCAGAAAGCGUCGAGUGCAAGACGUUCUCCAAAAAUUGGAUUGCUUGGAGCAUGUAAGGCAGUGCCGGCCAUCCAUCCAGAUGCUAUUGCAGGGCCGUGACUUCAUCACUGCCCUGGACUUGAUUGACAGCACCACCUCCGCAUUGGAGUCAAAACUCAAAGGUUUGGUCAGUGUGAAGUCAACGUGGAGUCAACUUCUCGACUUCGGGGACACCUUUGAUAGAGCAGUGGAAGCUGAAUUUGUCCAUCUUUCCUCUGAGUCACUUUUGCAGCAAGAAGAUGAGCAUGAAACUGGACAAGAGGACGAAAUCGGCGACUUGCGGCUUAGGCCGCUGUGCCAAUGCCUAGCCUUACGCGGCCGACUGCGAGCGGCUCUCAAUCCCACUCUGCGGGAUGUGGUGCUGUCUCAGCUGAAAAAGGCCAUCAAACUGCACACCAAGUUCCUCCUCCAGGAGCUUGAGGAAGUGGCUGGAGACCAGGAGGCAGGCGAUAGCUUGCCGCUGGAUGGUGCAAGUCCCAAGGAUGAGACAGCUUCAGAAGCACCUGAAACUGUGCCGGCAGAGGCUGAGGCAAAGAAUGUGGAAGGUGCUGCACCUGGCAUUACCUCAGCACUGUGUGUGCUUGCCUUUGACAAGUUUGUCGACUUUUGGAGAAGGUUAUUGGGAUUUGUCCUGGUGAUGGCGACGCGCUAUAGCCGCUACGCUUGUCAAGUUCAGGCUAUUGCAGCAGAAGCCCACGCUGUAAAUGCUAAUGACUCCGCGGAGGUCGCACUGGAGCUUUGCCGCCUCCUCGAGGUGAUUCUUGCACAGGCUUUGAAGAUAGCUGGUGCGCUGCUGCAGGCGCGCCAGAAAGAACAUCAGAGCCUGAAGGUCCGAGAUUGGCAGAACUUCCUUCGCCUCACAAAUUCGCUGCUGGGGAAGGUUGAUCAGGUGCAGCAAAGCUGUCAGAUCAAGGUCAAGCUUGGCGACCAUGUCGGUGUGGAGAUUCAAGCCAGCUUGCGUGCAAUCACGCACAGCCAAACCAAGAACAUCAUCGAGGAAUUCCAUCAGAAGUGCUUGCUGCAGACGACGCAAGUCCUGGAACAAGAACGUUGGGACCGAACUGAUGUACCAGUGCAGUACAAGAAGAUUCUCCGCAGCUUGCUGGGGCAUGAGGCAAAGUUAAGCGAUGCUGGCGGUGCAGCUGACGAAGAUGCAGAUCAGCCAGCUGAGAGGUAUCUUCAUGUAGAAGGCACCCAGUACCAGGUGGUGCCAGCAGCCUUGACCCUGCUGCAGCUGCUCGCGGAUUAUGUGCAACUCUGCCAUGAUUUCAGCGAAAUGACUGCUGAGGUGGUGCAACGGAUGUGUCAGCUGCUUCGGCUCUUCAACCAUCGAGCCCAGCGCAUGAUACUCAACGGACAAGCAGUCCAGCACAAGGUGCUGCCGAGAAUAACGGCCGCAAAUCUUGCAUUGAGCAGCCAGUGCUGUGGCCUGAUGGCACAAGUCCUUCCGCUGCUGCAAACGCAGCUCGGCGCUUCAGGCGAAAGCCAUGGGAAUGCUCAGGCUGCUGCCAGGGGCGCCAUGGUCGUGGCUUUGCUGGGGGACCUCUCAAAGAUAGCAUCAGAGUUUGCAGAGCACCGCAGUGCCCUCUUUGGCAAGCUCAGCGAUCUUCUUCGUGUUCAGUACGAGAAGCAUUCCCAACGUUGGCUCAAAGUGCCUCAUUGUGACACUGGCGGCGCUGAUAUUUGGAAGGGGGAUGCCAUGGCAGCUUUGCAAGGCGAGUCAAGUCUGGGUGAGCACGAGUCUUUGGAGGGCCUUGUCAAGGACAUCACGGCUAUGUACCGGGUACUGCUUCGCAACCUUAACUAUGACAGCGUGAGGAAAAUCUUUGCGCGAGCCUUUGAGGAGAUUGCAUCCUCCUUUCAGCAAAGGCUAGAGCAAGAUGUCUCUGCGCCAUCUCCACCAUACUCGGACAGCCUUGGGCGCUCGCUUGGUGACCGCUUGCUUUUGGAUUUUGCAUACCUCUAUCGGGAGCUUGAGAAGCUGACUGGUAUAACCACGCCUCUCCAGCGCCUUCUUUGCGAUUUGGUGCAGCACCUUCAGACAAAGCUUCCUGAAGAUCCGCCCAAAAAGUUGCACCCAGUCGUGCUGGAGGCAUUACAGCGAAUCGAACAUGAAGAACGAGCGCAAGCACGCCAAGCGUUGCAGCAGAGAGCCAAAGAGUUGGCUAGAAAGAGAGCAGUAAGCGACUUCAGGAGUCUUCUCCGACAUCGCCACGGUAGCGUCAUUGCGGGGUGGCGCCAUGCAAUUGAUUCCGAGGAGGAACAGGUGACCUUCGAAGCCUUUGAGGACGCAGCUGCAGAUGCUUUGAAGUUCACCGGAGACUUGGAUGGGUUGUGGGAGGAGCUUGUCGCCGAGCAUGAAGAAGUGCUUCUUCUGGAACGCUUGGAGCCAGCGCUAGUGGAGGCCAAGAAGAGCUUUCUGUAUGCGUGUGCUGACCGCUAUGGCUCUGUGGAGAGAGCCUUCUUUGAAAUGGACAUUGAAACGAAGCCUUUGGUUGGCCAAGAGGAGACUUCAAUCGCCUGUGCAUUGAGAUCAACAUGCAGAAAAAUCGCCGGCUGUUGUUUGAGUACGCAGACAUCAAAGGAGUUGACAUAA